This is a messenger RNA of Drosophila mojavensis, 788 nucleotides long. It is a transcript of the gene Nf-YB, whose product is annotated as nuclear transcription factor Y subunit beta. The record is from RefSeq and is a predicted model, not a curated record. The coding region runs from base 231 to 695 and encodes 154 amino acids. NCBI's taxonomy places the organism in Eukaryota, Metazoa, Arthropoda, Insecta, Diptera, Drosophilidae. The transcript is spliced from 3 exons. Gene Ontology annotation, cellular component: CCAAT-binding factor complex. Gene Ontology annotation, molecular function: protein heterodimerization activity; RNA polymerase II cis-regulatory region sequence-specific DNA binding; DNA-binding transcription activator activity, RNA polymerase II-specific. Gene Ontology annotation, biological process: regulation of transcription by RNA polymerase II.
ACACUGAACUGUAACAGCACGAUAAAUACUGCUAGGAAAAAAAGGGGAAAAAAAACUAUAAGCAGACAAAUUGUUUGUUUUUAAAUUGAAAAUUGUUUGCAGAUUAAUAGAAUUAGCAUUUAUUAAUGUACAUUAGUGAACUACUCAACAAGGAACCCAUUCACAGAAAUUGAUAUAUAAAUUGGGAAAAUAAAUGUAAUAAUUAUUUGCGAGCGUAAACCAAAAUAAAGAUGAGCAAUAGCGAGGACUCACAACAAUAUCUAAAUGAUAUGAUGGUCAAAGAAGAGGAUGAGGCAUCAGGAGACGAAUCAGACAGACACGAUGGACACGGCAUCAUGUUGCGUGAACAGGAUCGAUUUUUGCCCAUUUGCAAUAUCAUCAAAAUAAUGAAGGUGCCCGUGCCGCAGAAUGGCAAAAUAGCCAAGGAUGCCAGAGAGUGUAUACAGGAAUGUGUCUCCGAGUUCAUAUCCUUCAUCAGCAGCGAGGCCAUCGAGCGCAGUGUCGCAGAAAAUCGAAAAACGGUGAAUGGAGACGAUUUGCUAGUGGCAUUCAGCAAUUUGGGCUUCGAUAACUACGUAGAGCCUCUCUCCAUUUAUUUGCAAAAAUAUCGCGAGUCAAACAAAUCGGAUCGCAAUUUGUUUUUGGACAGCAGCUAUAUGCAAAGCGAGGAUGCCAGUGAAUCGGGGAAGCAGUAGCAUCCUAACUUAUGGGUGUUUUAUUUAUUUAAACUUAAGAUUUAAUGUUUUAAGAGGGUAGUCUGAAUUAAAUAAUUUUUCGUUUUCUCCUAA